AUGAAUCCGCAAACAGUCUUGGCUGCGGCAUUGCCGCAAUGUCUGUUGGGCGAGUCGCUUAGACGGCCGCUCUACGACCCGCACGAAAACUACAUCAACCCGUGUACUUUGGCGUGGGCCGUUCUUUUGGUGCAAGGAGCAGUGGCGGUGUGGGCGUUUUUGCAGGCCACCCAUCUUCUUUUGUGGAACAGCUACGGGCCGUACCGCAUCAAAUAUUCCUUCGGGUCGGUGCGCAGCGCGCGCUCCGUGGGCGCGUUUUUCUACUUGCGCGCCGUGCUGUGCGGCGUGUACUGCGCGUUGAUUGCCAUUUUGGCCGCCGCGCGCGCCUUAUCGCCCGAGCACCUGGGCGCCGUUGCCGGCGUUUUCGGCGCGGCCUUGGCGGUGCUGUUUUUCGGCGCAGCCCUUGUCAUUUUGCCCCUUGUCGUUGUCGAAGUGACCCGCUCGCCCGUGGGCCACGCGUCCGUCAUUGUGUUUUGGCUCACCUCGUUUGUGGUGUGGACUGUUGUGUUUGCGCUGGACUCGCUUUCGCCCCACAAGACGUUUCUUGCUGCGGGCGCCCACGGCCACGCCAUUUCGCGCGCGGCCGAGUCUCUUUUGCCCGUCUCGGCCAUUUUGGCUUAUCUUUUGGAAGUGUACUUCUACCGUCCUUCCGUCGAGCUUUCUGAGUACUUUGACUUGAACGGAUGGGACAUAUCCACUGUCCGCAAUCUUGUCUCCUCGAUUACCUUCACGUGGCUCGAGCCAACCAUGCGGGCCGUCUACAAGACCCACACUAUUGAUGUGACCGAUGUGCCUCAGCCUUUGAUCGAAUUGAAGUGUGAAGUGACUAUUCUGGACUUCCGCAAGGGCUGGGAGAAGGAGGUCAAGCGGGUGGAGAAGAAGAACGCCGCCAAAGAAAAGAAAAUCGCUGCUUCCAACGGCGACAAGAAACAGCCAAAGCUUUCACGGCCCGUCAUGUUUUUUGUCUUGUUCCGCACCCACUACAAGAUGCUUUUCAGAGGUAUGCUUGGCGAGUUCAUCGACAUGUCGUGUCUUACGCUCAUGCCAUUUUUACUUCAGAAGUUCAUUCUCUACUUUGCUGCUGUGACCUACGGUGAAGGCCCUCCACCGCCCUUGAUCCAAGGUCUUGCCAUCGCCUUGGCCAUUUACGCUGCCUCUGUCGUGCGCUACGUCUCCUUCAACCAGUACUUUAUCUGUUUCUUCUUCUGCUCAUACAGCAUUCUGUCGUCCUUAACGGCAUUGUGUUACGAAAAGGCCAUGCGCUUGUCGCCCGAGGCCCGCAAAAAGAAGCUGUGUGGUGACAUUGUCAAUCUUGUCUCUGCCGAUAUCACCGAGGUGUCCUACAGUGUGGAAACCAUGUCGGAUGCUGUGACGAUCCCACUUCGUUUGAUCUUGUGUCUUGGUGCCAUCUACAAGCUCUUGGGCUCGGCAAUGUUUGCUGGUUUGGGCACGGCUCUUGUUUUGGUCCCUCUCAGUUCUGCCGUCUCGAAAGCGAUUUAUUCGCUCUACACUACCCAAAUGACGUACAAGGACGAGCGGAUCCGCUUGACCAGUGAGAUCCUCAAUGCCAUCAAAAGCAUUAAGCUUUAUCUGUGGGAAAGGCCCAUGCUUGCUCGUUUGCACGAAAUCAGAAACAAAAAGGAGUUGGUCAAUGGAAGAAAUAUGGGAUUGUACAAUGCUGGUGCUUCGUUCUUGUGGAAUUGUGUCCCUUUUGCCGUUUCGUGCGCUGUCUACAGUGUUUACGCUACAGUCAGCAAGAAAGAUGUUGUUCCUUCUGUCAUUUUCCCCGCCUUGUCCUUGUUUGACCUUUUGGCUCAGCCACUUUUGAUGUUGCCUGCUGUUUUCUCCAACUUUGCUGAAGCAACGGUCAGUAUGCACAGAUUGGGCGAGUUUUUCUCCAUGCCUGAACGUGAUGAAAGCAUCAUCCAACGCACCUCGAAAACUAUUGCUAAGGGUGAAGAAAGCAUUAAAGUUAAUGAUGCUACUUUUGUCUUUACCACCGGCGACGAAACUCCUGCUUUGAAGAACAUCAACUUCUCGGCACGCAAGGGAAACUUAACUUGUGUAGUUGGUAAAGUUGGCGCAGGAAAGACAACUCUUAUGAAAGCACUCAUUGGCGAAAUCUCUCUCGUCAAAGAUGGAAAAGGUUCGGUCCACGUGAAUGGUUCAGUGGCUUACUGUGCUCAAAAUGCCUGGAUCAUGAACAGUUCAGUCCGUGAGAAUAUUUUAUUCGGAAAGCGCUACGACAAACAAUUCUACGAGAAAACCGUUGAGGCUUGUCAGUUAGUGAGCGACUUUGAAUCCUUGCCUGAUGGAGAUGCAACUCUCGUGGGUGAAAAGGGAAUUUCUCUUUCUGGUGGCCAAAAGGCCCGUCUUUCUUUGGCCCGUGCUGUUUACUCCAGAGCAGACAUUUACCUUUUGGACGAUGUUUUAUCCGCAGUGGACUCACACGUGGGCAAAAAGAUCACCAAUGCCGUUUUGAGUUCCAAUGGCUUGCUUGCAUCCAAGACCAUUGUGCUUGCCACCAAUUCUAUUCGUGUUUUGCGUAUUUCAAAUGAAACCGUCUUUUUGCGCAAAGGUGAAAUCGUGGAACGCGGCACCUUUGAUGAGCUCAUGAAAAAGAAGGGUGAAGUCUAUCUGUUGGUGUCUGAAUUCUCUAAUGAAGAGGCCGAGGAAGAACAAACCCCUGACACACAAAAGACUGAAACUGAAGCGCCUGAAUCCAACCCACAGUCUGUUUCAGAAGAUCAGCUUUCAGCGCAAGUUUCCCCCAAGCCUUUUGAACCAGGAAUGCCUGAAGUAGAAGAUUUGGGUGGUUAUCAACUUGCUAAAGUGGACACCAACCACACUGUGGGCCAGGCUAGUGCAGUUUCGUUCGACCAUGUUUACAAGUUUGAUGAUGACGACGGAAAAGUCAAAACUACGGAGUUGGUCAAGGAAGUUAAAGAAAAGGGCCAUGUCAAAUGGGCUGUCUUUGCAGAAUAUUUGAAGGCGUGCAACUGGAUAUAUGUUAUUGUGUGGUUAGUGAUAUACUGGGCUGUGAUUGGUCUGGAGAUCGGAGGAAACGUCAUUUUGAAACACUGGUCCGAGAAAAAUCUUAAGGUGGGACACAAUGUGGAUCUGGGAUUCUACUUGAUGCUUUACGCCUUUACUGGUAUUGCGUCUGGUCUUCUUACCUUCGUGGGUGCCUAUAUCAUCCUUACAUUCAGUUCUUUGGCUGCUUCGAAGCAUUUCCAUGAUCGUAUGGCGAAGAGUGUGUUGAGAGCACCUAUGUCUUUCUUUGACACUACACCAAUGGGACGUAUUUUGAACAGAUUUUCCGAUGAUGUUGCUGUUUUGGAUCAGCAAUAUAUGUGGACGUUGAUGCUGCUUUGCCAGAUCAGUGUUUCAACCAUCGCUAAACUUUCCAUUGUUAUUUACAACUUGCCAUUCAUGAUUUUGGUUAUAGGUGUGCUUUUCUUCCUUUACAACUAUUUCAGAAACCAGUAUAUUCCAACCUCAAGAGAAUUCAAGAGACUCAAAUCUGCCUUGAGAAGCCCGGUGUUUUCUCAUCUCCAAGAAUCCAUCAAUGGUGUUGAGUCUUUGAGAGCCUAUGGAGAGGUCGAGCGAUUCAUCCAUUCCAACAGGGUGAAGGUGGAUAAUGUCAUUAAAGUGGAAUUUGCUGCUCAGUGUGCCAAUAGAUGGCUUUCGAUGAGAUUGCAGUCUAUCGCUGCCAUUGUUGUGCUUUCGUCUACCUUGAUGAUUUUGUUGUCCAUUUACCUCGGCAAGAAACUCAAUCCAGCAUUGGUGGGUUUCCUUAUGACUUACGUCUUCAGUUCCACCAGUUCCUUGAAUGCCAUUAUUAGAAUGUGGGCAGACACCGAAACUAAGGCUGUGAACAUUGAAAGAUUGAUUGAGUAUGGAAACUUGACGCCAGAAGCCGAGCCCAUUAUCGAGGGCCACAGACCUGCUUCCACUUGGCCAAGUUCUGGCGCCAUCAACUUUGUGGAUUACUCCACACGGUACAGAGAGGGAUUGGACCCAGUAUUGAAGCACAUUAAUCUCGAUAUAAAGCCAUCAGAAAAGAUUGGUAUUGUCGGGAGAACAGGAGCGGGAAAAAGUUCUCUUACUUUGGCAUUGUUCCGUAUUGUGGAGCCUACUACAGGUCAUAUUACUAUCGAUCAACUUAACACAAGUACUAUUGGGCUUUUCGACUUGAGAAGCCAACUUAACAUCAUUCCGCAGGAUGCAUGUGCUUUCGAAGGAACGAUUAGAGAAAACUUGGAUCCUUUCAACCAGUACACUGAUGAACAGUUAUGGAAGGUGCUUGAAAUGGCGCAUUUGAAAGAACAUGUCGAGUCUAUGAAGACAGAUGUCAAGGAAGACGAAGAGGACAGCAACAAGACGAAGAAGAAGGAGCCAGAAGUGCCUCAAGUUGGACUUCAUGCUAAGGUUCUUGAAGGUGGAUCUAACCUUUCUGGUGGUCAAAGACAAUUGCUUUGUUUGGCCAGAGCUUUGUUGAAAACAUCAAAGGUUUUGGUUUUGGACGAGGCCACUGCGUCGGUCGAUGUGCAAACCGACAAGAUUAUCCAAGAAACAAUUCGUUCCGAGUUCAAGGAUAAGACAAUUUUGACAAUUGCCCAUAGAUUGGACACGAUCAUGGACAGUGAUAGAGUGCUUGUUUUAGAAAAGGGUCAAGUCAAAGAAUUUGACACACCCGAAACACUUCUCAAAAACAAAGAGAGUGAGUUUUACUCCUUAUGUAAAGAAGGAGGAUAUAUUGACGUUCAAUAA
Molecule: messenger RNA, 4773 nt
Organism: Clavispora lusitaniae ATCC 42720
Lineage: Eukaryota; Fungi; Ascomycota; Pichiomycetes; Serinales; Metschnikowiaceae
Product: ABC transporter family protein
Biological process (GO): transmembrane transport
Cellular component (GO): membrane
Molecular function (GO): ATP hydrolysis activity; ABC-type transporter activity; bilirubin transmembrane transporter activity
Source: RefSeq, a predicted model, not a curated record